Molecule: messenger RNA, 3195 nt
Organism: Onychomys torridus (southern grasshopper mouse)
Lineage: Eukaryota; Metazoa; Chordata; Mammalia; Rodentia; Cricetidae
Gene: Ptprh
Product: protein tyrosine phosphatase receptor type H
Exons: 20
Coding region: 1-3195 (1064 amino acids)
Biological process (GO): angiogenesis; protein dephosphorylation
Molecular function (GO): cadherin binding; protein tyrosine phosphatase activity
Source: RefSeq, a predicted model, not a curated record
AUGGCCGGAGCUGCUGGCAACCUCCGUGUCUGGGGGAGUUUGGUGCUACUGGGUCUGUCCGGUUGCACUGUGCUCAGGGAGGAUGACACCCGAGUCACCGUGGAUGGACUGGAUCCUGGCUGUUCAUAUGAGUGUUCUGUGUGGGCAGUAAGAGAGGGAGUCAGCAGCUCCAGGGAGACUCUCAAUAUCUCCACAGCUCCAAACCCAGUGAGAAACCUGAGUGUGGAAGCCCAGAACACCAGCUCCAUCAGCCUGACUUGGGAAGUCCCUGCGAACAGCUCCUCCUCCGAGGACCUCACCUACUGGGCCCAGUGCACUAAAGAUGGUGGCCAGAACGAGACCCGGAGCACAACAGACACCCGAGUCACCGUGGAUGGACUGGAUCCUGGCUGUUCAUAUGAGUGUUCUGUGUGGGCAGUAAGAGAGGGAGUCAGCAGCUCCAGGGAGACUCUCAAUAUCUCCACAGCUCCAAACCCAGUGAGAAACCUGAGUGUGGAAGCCCAGAACACCAGCUCCAUCAGCCUGACUUGGGAAGUCCCUGCGAACAGCUCCUCCUCCGAGGACCUCACCUACUGGGCCCAGUGCACUAAAGAUGGUGGCCAGAACGAGACCCGGAGCACAACAGACACCCGAGUCACCGUGGAUGGACUGGAUCCUGGCUGUUCAUAUGAGUGUUCUGUGUGGGCAGUAAGAGAGGGAGUCAGCAGCUCCAGGGAGACUCUCAAUAUCUCCACAGCUCCAAACCCAGUGAGAAACCUGAGUGUGGAAGCCCAGAACACCAGCUCCAUCAGCCUGACUUGGGAAGUCCCUGCGAACAGCUCCUCCUCCGAGGACCUCACCUACUGGGCCCAGUGCACUAAAGAUGGUGGACAGAAUGAGACCCGGAGCACAACAGACACCCGAGUCACCGUGGAUGGACUGGAUCCUGGCUGUUCAUAUGAGUGUUCUGUGUGGGCAGUAAGAGAGGGAGUCAGCAGCUCCAGGGAGACUCUCAAUAUCUCCACAGCUCCAAACCCAGUGAGAAACCUGAGUGUGGAAGCCCAGAACACCAGCUCCAUCAGCCUGACUUGGGAAGUCCCUGCGAACAGCUCCUCCUCCGAGGACCUCACCUACUGGGCCCAGUGCACUAAAGAUGGUGGACAGAAUGAGACCCGGAGCACAACAGACACCCGAGUCACCGUGGAUGGACUGGAUCCUGGCUGUUCAUAUGAGUGUUCUGUGUGGGCAGUAAGAGAGGGAGUCAGCAGCUCCAGGGAGACUCUCAAUAUCUCCACAGCUCCAAACCCAGUGAGGAACCUGAAUGUGGAAGCCCAGAAUACCAGCUCCAUCAGCCUGACUUGGGACGUCCCUGAAAGCAAAUGCAUCUCCUCCCAGGACCUCACUUACUGGGCCCAGUGCACUAAAGAUGGUGUUGAGAAUAAUCCCUCGAACACAACAGACACCCGAGUCACUGUGGAUGGACUGGAUCCUGGCUGUUCAUAUAACUGUUCUGUGUGGGCAGAAAGAGAGGGAGUCAACAGCUCCUGGUUGACUCUCAGUCGCUCCACAGCUCCAAACCCAGUGAGAAACCUGAGGGUGGAAGCCCAGAACACCAGCUCCAUCAGCCUGACUUGGGACAUCCCUGAGAGCAUCUGCAGCUCCUCCGAGGACCUCACCUACUGGGCCCAGUGCACUAAAGAUGGUGGCCAGAAUGAGACCCGGAGCACAACAGACACCCGAGUCACCGUGGAUGGACUGGAUCCUGGCUGUUCAUAUGAGUGUUCUGUGUGGGCAGUAAGAGAGGGAGUCAACAGCUGCAAUGUGACUGUCAGUAACUCCACAGUCCCAGAUACUGUCAACAGCAUCUCCUGUGUCAGCACCUCUGGGGGCUACGGGGUCAUCCUGACCUGGUCCUGCCCAUCUGGGCGUUAUGAGACCUUUGAGGUGGAGGUGGGCAGGCAAUGGAUCUCUUGGAAUAGAUCUUUCUGCGGGAAGGGCGUGUCAGUGUCAGAUCUUGGGCCGGCUCAGUCCUACACAGCCACCAUCACCACUGUCUCGAAUGGACUGAAGGUCCGGUCCAUCUCUGUGACCUGCUACACAGAGAGCGCAGGGGUCAUUGUGGGAGCCAUCAUGGGCAUCCUCCUACUUUUCAUCCUGGUGGGCUUGCUGAUUUUCUUCCUGAAGAGAAGGAGAAAGAAGAGCCAGCAGAAGGAUGCACCGAAGGAUCUGGUGUUCAGCUUUCCAGGGGAUAUCCUAGCCAAGGACUUUGCUGACUAUGUCAGGGAGAACGAGAAGGACAGCAACUGUGGAUUUGCCAAGGAGUAUCAGCAAUUGGCUCUGGAGGGCCAAGGCCAGUCUCAGAGGACAGCAUUGGCUCCAGAGAACACAUCCAAGAACCGCUACAGGAAUGUGCUGCCCUAUGACUGGUCUCGGGUGCCCCUGAAGCCCCUCGAUGAGGAACCCGGCUCUGACUACAUCAACGCCAGCUUCAUACCGGGUCUCUGGAGCCCCAAGGAAUUUAUUGCAACCCAGGGUCCCCUGCCUCACACUGUGCGUGAUUUCUGGCGUCUGGUGUGGGAACAGCAGAGCCACACCCUGGUCAUGCUGACCAACUGCAUGGAGUCUGGACGGGUGAAGUGUGAACAUUACUGGCCUCUGGAUGCUCAGCCCUGCACUCACGGACAGCUGCAGGUGACAAUGGUUAAUGAAGACGUGAAGGAGAACUGGACAGUGAGGGAUCUUCAGCUCUUCCACGUGGGAGAGAAGCAGAUGCGCACUGUGCGCCAGUUCCACUACCUGGCCUGGCCGGAUCAUGGAGUCCCUUACUCCCCGGAGCCCUUGCUGGCUUUCCAAAAGGUGCUUCGGCAGUGGGUGGACCGGACCAUGGAUGGAGGACCUCCCAUUGUACAUUGCAGUGCUGGCGUGGGCCGGACAGGCACUCUGAUUGCACUGGAUGUCCUGCUCCGGCAGCUGGAAUGUGAGGGGCUGGUGGGUCCCUUCAGCUUUGUGAAGAAGAUGAGAGAGAGCCGGCCACUGAUGGUGCAGUCAGAGGCCCAGUAUGUAUUUCUUCACCAGUGCAUCUUGAGAUACCUCCAGGAGUCAGCCCCGGUCCUCAUCCUAAAGGAGGCAACAUAUGAGAAUGUGGCCAACGUCAUCUACGAGAAUGCAGCUGCCAUCAGAGCCCAUGAGUCUGAGGCCUCGGCUACUGGGUGCUGA